Fusarium redolens is the source of this 1178-nucleotide messenger RNA. RefSeq lists its product as uncharacterized. The transcript is spliced from 2 exons. Lineage: Eukaryota; Fungi; Ascomycota; Sordariomycetes; Hypocreales; Nectriaceae. The coding region runs from base 354 to 1103 and encodes 249 amino acids. The record is from RefSeq and is a predicted model, not a curated record.
CUUUAACAAUCAACCUCAUGACAACAUCCACUGUACCAACAGAAUAGUUUAUGACUCAUCUGCUGUUGAGUUGAGGAUCCUCAGCAGGUAGCCAGAGUAUUAGACAAUCUGUUAUGGUGUACAAUAUUCCAAGGUGUCAAUGUCAUCCUUUGAUGCGGCAGUAUGAGCAAGUUUCGACACCAGGAAAGCGCAAGGUUGUGAAGUGGGCUUUUGACCGCAAAACAACACAGCCUGUCCACUGAUUGUCACCGUAUUACUCGCAAUGCACUUUUGAGCUCCUACCCAAACUCAUUUAAAGAAUGCUCCCCGCCUCUCUCGAUGUUUGAGGAGCGGUGCCGCAGCAACUCCCAACCAUGGCGCCUAUGCACAAGACACCAUUCGUACUGAUCCUCGCAGAGUUAGCCAUUUCGACCACGGCAGUGACUCUCUUUGGUCUCAUGUAUCCAGUCGAAUUCAGAUCGCGACUAUGGGAGAACGGCGGCGAACAAGGAUGGAACUCCAACCCUAAUAAGCGGAUUUACUAUUACGCCAACCAUCAAGAACCACCCGAAGUGCCUCUGAUUUGGAGUCAAAGACUCUACGCCUCGAACCUCGCCAUCGCGAUCCUUGGGUUAGUCGUCUUCAUCGCCCGCACCGCCAUGUCACAUCUUCGAUACCUCCCCCGCUACGUAAAUAACAUCUACGAUACAAUCCUUCUCGUGCUCUGGGCAAUGAGCAUCGCAGAUCAAACGUCGAGCGACUUUACCGAUCCUGAACACCCAAGUCCACAUCCUUGGUACCUAACAAGAGGGUGUUCUGCAGCUUGGGACAAGACUCGAGGGUAUUGUCAAAUCGCACAGGCGAGCUUUGCCAUGUCACUCAUAGCUGCGAUACUAUAUUUUGCGAGGUUGGUACGAGAAGCUAUGUUGAUAGCAUACGAAAGAGGGCAGCGUCACCAGCCGAAGUGGCCUGUCCAGGAUGUUGAAGAGGUGGAAUCGAUGGCGGGUAUAUACAUGGAUGAUGAUGGGGAAUCCGAGGCUGAGUUGAUAACAAAAGAGAGCAGGCAUAGCAUGGCUUUGAGUCCAGUUCUGGCAUUCUUCCCAUCCUCAGACAAUCGUUGGUAGAGAUAGGUUUGCUGGCCCAGUUGGAAACAGGCCAUCAGCCAAGUUUAGGAUAGCACAUUCACAAUACAAGCAUGG